Messenger RNA from Diorhabda sublineata, 2188 nucleotides. RefSeq names its product lysophosphatidylcholine acyltransferase. NCBI's taxonomy places the organism in Eukaryota, Metazoa, Arthropoda, Insecta, Coleoptera, Chrysomelidae. The coding region runs from base 339 to 1868 and encodes 509 amino acids. Gene Ontology annotation, molecular function: calcium ion binding. The record is from RefSeq and is a predicted model, not a curated record. The transcript is spliced from 10 exons.
GUAUUUAUUUUCUACAAGUAGGUAUUUGCAUACGGUAUUAAUUUUCUGUGUUACGAUUCGGUGUUGUUUAAAGGGUAGUUUUGUAUGGAAAUUAUUUAAAAUAGUACCGCCCUGGUUAUGAAUUACUAUGUUUUCAGUUUUCCUAUAUAUUGAUUUAUAUUAAAAAAAAUGAAGUAGUAUCGGUAAAGCAAAUCCGACAACACCGUCGUAAACCUUUCACAUUUCGAACGACUAUUGGACGGAGGUUUAUUAUAUGUUGUGAGCGUCGCGCGCGGACGAUUUUAGAAUGCACGGGAAAUUGUUUUAAAUUGAUGUGAAUAUCGUGAAAAUCGUGAAAAAUGAGCGUCAAAUACACCGGCGGUAUCUCACACGAGGAAUGUCCCACCGAAGAAUUACUUAACCCUUUCGUACAUCGAUUGGAAUUGGAAACUACUUAUGAAAAAAUUAGAACGGCUAUAUUAACAGUCGUUCUUCUACCCAUAAGAGUGUCGAUUAUAUGUUUUUUCGUCAUCGUCGGUUGGAUAUUCGCUUAUAUCGGUUUAUGGGGUCUGUCCGAUGAAGAAUUACGACAAAAACCGUUAGACGGUUGGAGAAAGAAACUGAAACAUUUGAUAUGUAUCAUCGGACAAAAUUGUCUGGUCGCCGGAGGUAUGAAUAUAAGCAUAAAAGGGAGACAGGCUACCAAACGUGAGGCCCCCAUAUUAGUAGCUGCCCCUCAUUCCACGUUUCUUGACGGGGGUAUCGUAUAUCUUGUCGGUUUCCCGUCUAUGAUUUGUAGACGGGAAAGCGGAGCCAACAACCAUAUCGGAAAAUUGAUAAAUUUCACGCAACCAGUAUACGUAUGGAGAGACGAUCCUAAUUCUAGACAAAAUUCGAUAAAAGAAAUCAUAAAUAGGGCAACGUCAGAUUUGGACUGGCCCCAAAUUUUAAUUUUUCCAGAAGGAACUUGCACCAACAGAUCGUGUCUCAUUACAUUCAAACCGGGCGCUUUUUAUCCGGGAGUACCGAUACAACCCGUUUGCAUUCGAUAUCCGAAUAAAUUGGAUACGGUGACUUGGACUUGGGAAGGACCUAGUGCGUGGAAACUUUUGUGGUUGACAUUAACUCAACCGUACAGUAAUUGUGAAAUCGAAUUUUUGCCGGUAUAUACGCCGAACGAAGAGGAAAAAAGGGACUCCAAGUUGUUCGCCAGAAAUGUUAGAGCCGUUAUGGCAAAAGCUUUAGGUGUACCGGUUAUAGAUUAUUCAUACGACGAUUGUCUAUUGAUGACAAGAGCCAAAGAAAUGCAUUUACCUUACGCACCGUCUCUAGUAGAGGUUAACAAACUGAGAGAUCGGUUGGGGUUGCAGAAUACGAAAACAGAAGAAACUUUGAUCGAUUCCGAUUCGAUUUGUAGAGAUUGCAGCAAAAUAAGUUACGUAGAAUUCGUAAAACUACUUAAUAUACCCUCUAAUUCACCAGCUUCUCAACAACUCUUCAAAAUAUACGACAAAGAAAAUUCCGGUUUAAUAGAUUUUAGGGAAUAUUUAUUGGGGGUAUUGGGUAUAGAAAAAGACAAAAAUCCCUUGGAUGUCCUCCGGAUAGCUUGUAAGAUAUAUGAUAGUAGCGGACACGGACGUUUGGUUAAAGAAGAUUUUUGUAAAGCGGCGUGUCAAACUUUAGCUCUAAGUAAAGAGCAUGCCUUGGAAAUAUUCGAACAAGCCGAUCGUAAUCGACUCGGAUACAUCACAAUUGAAAAUUUCAUCAAUUUCGCUCAAAAGAAAGCUGAAUUCGCGUCUUUCUUCGAUAUAAGCUCCAAAGAGAAGAAAAAUUCCCGAAUGAACGGGGAGAUAUUGGGUCCUAAUUAUCACACAAAAAAAGUCGACUGAUACGAGUGUUUAAACCAUAUGUAAAUAUUGAAGGAACGAGCAUUUAGUGGUAUUGAGUAGUGUGUCAAUAUCGAACAUUCAACUACGUACUUAAAGCGUUUCAAAGUUUAUUUAAAAUACAAGUGAAGUAUUUUAAAGUGGACUCGAAGAUAAUAAUAAUAAGAAAGUAGUUCCCAUUUUACGUCCCAUUUCCCAAAAACCAAACUCAUCUUUAGUAUUAAAAUGACUAGAAAAUAAUAAAAAUCCUUUUCGAAUAUUAUGUAGUGCACCUUGUAUAUUAAUGUAUUAUUUUGUUAAUAAAUGUAAUUUUAAUGUUUAAA